GUGUUGAGCAUGCGUCUCUUUCUCUAUAUAUAUACACGCAUACGUUAAUUCCAAAGUGAAACGAAGAGAUUAGAGGACUAGAGAGAAAAAGAGAGAGAAGAUCAUGGGAAUAGCAAGGAAGUCAGUUACUACCUUCGCCAUUUAUUUCAUCCUCUUCUUGAUUAUCUUUGAAGUGCCAGAGAUAUACGCGCAGGAUAGCGAGUGUCUGAAGCAAUACGGCGGUAAUGUGGGUUUCAAGUACUGUGCGCCACGGAUUUAUCCGUCGUUAUGUUAUCGGAACUGCCGUAAGAACAAGGCCGCCGAGGGAGGAAGAUGUCGUUCAGGGGAGGCAGGAGAUGGUGGUAUGACAUGUUUAUGCGACUACUGCAGCGACAAACCUUAAUUAAAUCAAUAUUUUACAUACUUUGUGUUGAUGUCCCUUUUGAUCACAAUUAGUAUGUUUAGUUCGGUCAAAGAGGGUCGAAGUUCUCUUCUAUUAUAUUGAUGUCGAAACACAAAAGACGGGCUACAACGCGACUUAAACGGGUUACAGAAAUAGACGAGGAUGGUAGACGAGCUGAUAUCUCGUCGAUUCUCCGA
This is a messenger RNA of Camelina sativa (false flax), 579 nucleotides long. RefSeq names its product defensin-like protein 193. Gene Ontology annotation, molecular function: sodium channel inhibitor activity. The record is from RefSeq and is a predicted model, not a curated record. Lineage: Eukaryota; Viridiplantae; Streptophyta; Magnoliopsida; Brassicales; Brassicaceae. Gene Ontology annotation, biological process: defense response. Gene Ontology annotation, cellular component: extracellular region.